Molecule: messenger RNA, 5017 nt
Organism: Drosophila novamexicana
Lineage: Eukaryota; Metazoa; Arthropoda; Insecta; Diptera; Drosophilidae
Gene: Frl
Product: formin-like protein
Exons: 9
Coding region: 90-3662 (1190 amino acids)
Biological process (GO): regulation of cell shape; cortical actin cytoskeleton organization; cell migration
Cellular component (GO): cytosol; actin filament
Molecular function (GO): actin filament binding; small GTPase binding; microtubule binding
Source: RefSeq, a predicted model, not a curated record
GUGGCGGUGGUGCUGGCGGCUGGUGCACCACAAUAACAACAGCAACAACUGGCGCAGCAACGGCGGGCAGCGGCCGGUUCGCAACCAUAAUGGGCGCAGUCAAAUCACGCAACAUCACCAAUGCCGAUGUGGACAGGGAGGAGCAACUGCAGCAGCAGCAGCAUCCGCAUCCGCCAUUGCAUCAGCACCAGAGCACACACUCCAUGCACCGCAACAAUGGCCAUCACAAUGCGCCGCCCGGCAUGGGUACACUCCAAAAGCAGGAUCUGCGCUAUGACAUCGGCUCCAGUUCACAGUACCAUCAUGUCCGGCAGCCGAGCGUGCGCAGUCGCAGCCAACAGCCGAUGCCCACCACCGAUGAGCUGGAUCGACGAUUUGCCAAAGUCUUGGCUUCCAUGGAUCUGCCGCCGGACAAAGCAAAGCUCUUACGCAACUACGAUGACGAAAAGAAGUGGGACAUGAUAUGCGAUCAAGAAAUGGUGCAGGCGAAGGAUCCACCCUCCCAUUACUUAAGCAAAUUGCGAACAUAUUUGGAUCCAAAGGCUUCGCGCAGUCAUCGGCUUUACCUCUUCUACUUUCUUUGUCAGAAACGUAAGAUGGUCGGCGAGUCGACAUCCACACAGGUGCUGCGGGAUCUAGAGAUCUCACUGCGCACCAACCAUAUCGAAUGGGUCAAGGAGUUCCUUGACGAUACGAAUCAGGGCUUAGAUGCUCUUGUUGAUUAUCUCAGCUUUCGGCUGCAGAUGAUGCGACACGAGCAGCGUUUACAGGGCGCCCUGUGCGCAUCCGAGGAGCGUUUGAAUCUGAUAAACGGCCUGGAUGCCGGCGAGGUGGUGUUGAGCAACAGCUCGAUGAGCCCUGGCGGUGUUAGCGGCAAUACCAAUCUGACCAAUGGCUCCCUAUUGCUGGACAGCUCGCGACAGCAGACGGGCUCCCAUAGCAAUCACUCGCAUUCCUAUAGCUUUGUGCGACCCACCAUUGCCGAGGUGCUUGACAGUCCCAGCCUGAAGCGUCGGUCGCGUCACAUUGCCAAACUUAACAUGGGCGCCGCCACGGACGAUAUACAUGUGUCCAUUAUGUGCCUGCGUGCGAUUAUGAACAACAAAUAUGGCUUCAAUAUGGUCAUACAGCAUCGGGAGGCGAUUAACUGCAUCGCUCUCAGUCUGAUACACAAGUCGCUGCGCACCAAGGCGCUGGUGCUGGAGUUGCUGGCGGCGAUUUGUCUGGUCAAGGGUGGGCACGAGAUCAUCCUGGGCUCCUUUGACAAUUUCAAGGAUGUGUGCCAGGAGCAGCGACGUUUCCAGACACUCAUGGAAUAUUUCAUGAACUUUGAGGCCUUCAACAUUGACUUUAUGGUCGCGUGCAUGCAAUUCAUGAACAUUGUGGUGCACUCCGUCGAGGAUAUGAACUAUCGGGUUCAUUUGCAGUACGAGUUUACGGCUCUGGGCUUGGAUAGGUAUCUGGAGCGCAUACGGCUAACCGAGUCCGAAGAGUUGAAAGUCCAAAUAUCGGCCUAUCUGGACAAUGUGUUUGAUGUGGCUGCUCUGAUGGAGGAUUCGGAAACAAAAACAUCUGCAUUGGAGCGCGUACAGGAGCUGGAAGAUCAGCUAGAGCGCGAAAUAGAUCGAAACUCGGAGUUCUUGUACAAAUUCGCCGAACUGGAGACGGAGAAUCUGACACUGAAGACGGAACGUGAACAACUGUCCGUGAUGCGGCAACAGCUGGAGGAGCAGCUGAAUGCCCUGCAACGCAUGCUGCAGCAGAACGAACAGGAGCUCAAGAAACGUGAUACGCUGCUUCACAAUAAAAAUCUGGAGCUGCAAACACUAUCGCGUUCACUGCCACGUUCCGCGUCCAGUGGCGAUGGUUCGCUGGUGAAUGGCAGCCUGCUGACGGGCUCAGCAACAGGCACAGUUUCACCACCGCCUCCACCACCGCCACCCAUGCCAGCAACAACCGCUCCGCCACCACCGCCACCACCUGCGCCACCUGCACCGCCACCGCCGCCCAUGAUGCCGGGCCUGAGUCCGCUGGGCAGUCCGAAUGGUAGCGUGACGUCCACAGCUCCCUCGCCACCACAUGCGCCGCCCACGCUGAGCUCCUUCCAGCCACCGCCGCCACCAGUGGCAGGCUUCAUGCCAGCUCCAGAUGGUGCUAUGACCAUCAAGCGCAAGGUGCCCACCAAAUACAAGCUGCCCACGCUUAACUGGAUAGCGCUCAAGCCGAAUCAGGUUCGCGGCACUAUAUUCAAUGAGCUGGACGACGAGAAGAUCUUCAAGCAAAUCGACUUUAACGAAUUUGAAGAACGCUUCAAAAUCGGCAUCGGCGGCGGUCUGCACAAUGGUAGCAAUGGCAGCGAGGUGGAUGGAGCCCUGUCCUCCUAUCCCAGUAAACGUUUCAAGAAGCCUGAUAAUGUCUCCCUGCUGGAGCACACGAGGUUAAGAAACAUAGCAAUCUCUCGUCGUAAAUUGGGCAUGCCCAUUGAUGAUGUUGUUGCUGCCAUACAUAGUUUGGAUUUAAAGAAGCUAUCGCUGGAGAAUGUGGAGCUGCUGCAGAAGAUGGUGCCCACCGAUGCGGAGGUUAAGGCCUACAAGGAGUACAUAAUUGAGCGCAAGGAUCAGCAGCUACUCACCGAGGAGGACAAAUUCAUGUUGCAAUUGUCACGCGUUGAACGCAUCUCCUCCAAGCUAGCCAUUAUGAACUACAUGGGCAACUUUGUCGAUAGUGUGCAUCUCAUUAGCCCGCAAGUUCAAUCGAUUGCCAGUGCCUCCAACUCGCUGAAACAGUCGCGCAAGUUCAAAGCUGUGCUGGAAAUUGUGUUGGCCUUUGGCAACUAUCUCAAUAGCAACAAGCGUGGUCCGGCCUACGGCUUUAAGCUGCAGUCGCUGGACACUCUGAUUGACACUAAGUCAACUGACAAGCGCUCCUCGUUGUUGCACUACAUUGUGGCCACGAUUCGAGCCAAAUUUCCAGAGCUAUUGAGCUUUGAGUGCGAACUGUACGGCACCGAUAAGGCGGCAUCUGUGGCAUUGGAGAACGUAGUGGCUGAUGUCCAGGAGCUGGAUAAGGGCAUGGAGCUGGUGCGUAAGGAAGCCGAGUUGCGUGUUAAGGGCACGCAAACACACAUACUGUGGGAUUUCUUAAACAACAGCGAAGACAAACUAAAGAAGAUUAAGAGCGAUCUGCGAUUGGCGCAGGAUGCGUUCAAGGAGUGCGUCGAAUACUUUGGGGACUCCUCACGCAAUGCGGAUGCAGCGGCAUUCUUUGCAUUGAUUGUGCGAUUUACGCGCGCCUUUAAACAACUCGACCAGGAGAACGAACAGCGCCGUCGGCUGGAGCAGGCGGCUGCUUUGGCGGCAUCGAAGAAGGAAAGUGAUCAGGUCUUGCUGCGCAACAAGUUCAAUCAGAAAAAGCAACAGUUGCCUACAACUUGCGCACUCUCCUUGCAGGAUGCCGUCAUCAAUGAGCUGAAGAGCAAAACGCAUUCGGUGCGGGAAAAGAAGCUGCUGCAGCAGGACGAGGUCUACAAUGGAGCGCUGGAGGACAUACUUCUGGGGCUUAAGAGUGAGCCGUAUCGAAGGGCGGACGCGGUCAGGCGUUCCCAACGCCGACGCAUUGACAAUAAUCGCUUGUCUCGCACGAUGGAGGAAAUGGACUGCUAGGCUAGCUGCCUGGCUUGGCAAGGGCAGGGCAGGGCAGGGCGCAGGGCAAAGGCAAAAAUCAAAAUUCAAAAGCGAUGCGAAAAACGAAUAUGUAAACGUCUUAGAUAAAGAAACUGCAAUAUGUGAUUGGGCGAUUAAAUUGUUUGGAUACACACAUAAAUACACACUUACACGCACACACACUCAUACACACAUUCCCGAACCCCUUUUACCCUUGUGCUAUCAUUCGAAUAUAUUUUUCGUUGUUAUUUUGCAUAAUAUAUCUUUAAAUAUCCAGUACUAUUCUGUGAAUCUCAUUUAUUUUUUUGAGAUACUCUAUCGCCAAAAUUUGUAAAAUUGCUUUUUAUAUUUGGUUGCAUAGCCUAUGAGUUACAAGCUUACAAAUUUUUUACAGUGUAUUUAUCCAAUUUUAAAUGUUAAGUUUAAAGUGUGUAAAUAUAUGUAUGCAUAUAUAUAUUUUAAUCAUUAUUUUCGAAUAAGUCUUAAACCAAAUUGGAAUUUUGAUUUGCAUCCGAGAUGGCAAAGAAGUUUUUUAAAACCAACACUAUUUUGUAUUUAGUUGUAUUUUAAACCUUUUUAAACAUUUUGUAUAAGUAAAAAGUUGUAUGAUGAGCAUCAUACGAUUAAUUGUAAAUUUCCUAUUAUAUUUCUAUUAUGUUUUUUUAAAUUAAAUUUUGUUGUAUUAUAAAUUACAAGUAUAUAACACAUUUCGCACACAGCUUAUACUGAAAUGAAAAAAAACUGCAAUAAACAAUAAAAAGCGCCAAAUAUUGCAAGCAACAUGAACAAUUUUUUGCACACGAAAUACAUUUUUAGAAAGUUUUUUACAAAAUAUAUACAAUAGCAACUAAAACCAUUUUAUAACAGUUUAUGUAGAUUUUUUAUACAAAGAAAAAUAUAUAUACACAUGUAUAUACUACAUAUAUAUAUAUAUAUACAUGCAAUUUAUGAGCCAAUUUAUUCUCACAAGCCACAAAAUUAUGACGAAGACUGAUAUGGAGCAGUUUAUAUUAUACAUAAAAAACACGCCUACACAUAUAUAUUAAAUACACUUUUAAAAAAAGCUUUGUAACGAUCUUUUUCGAACAGACGUCUAGUGUCUUUCCAUUUAUUAAAACUAAAACUUAUCGAAUUUAGUUGAACUAUAAGCCCAUAUGCAUGUACUACGAGUAAUACAUAAAUUUAUUUAGUGCCACUGGCAUGAAUGAGAUGGUCUUUUUGCAUAUCUUUUCGUUACAUGUUUUUUAAUUUGCCAAAAAAAAAAAGGAAAUAAAGCGAACAUGAACGAAACCUUUAAUUAACUAGCACGCUGCAUUGUUAGUUUUAAAUAUUGUGUUAUUUAAUUUGAUAAGAAA